Molecule: messenger RNA, 2251 nt
Organism: Struthio camelus australis
Lineage: Eukaryota; Metazoa; Chordata; Aves; Struthioniformes; Struthionidae
Source: RefSeq, a predicted model, not a curated record
UGUUGAUCUAAAUAUUCUUUUUCUUUAUGCCUAGCAAGUAAAGCUUCUAGCUGAAAAAUGUUGCCUUAGUAUCAUCUUCUUUUUACUCAAUGUCCUAACGUCUUCAACAGCUAUUACCAUUUCCCAGUGGAAAUCCAGCAAAUAAACCAGCAGAGAAGGCUACUGAGUAAUAAAGCUUUUUCUUGGUGUACUAGUUCUUAAUAAUUUUCCCGCUAGCGUUCUUUGUGGGCUGAUCCAUUCCAUUCCCAGGCCUUCAUUCCUUUCCCAGCUCUUGCUUUCUUUGCCUGAAUCAAACUGCUGUGCUGAACUUGAGAGUUUCUUUGCCUGCUGCUAUUUUGAGGCCCAGUGUAGCUAAGCGCUUGCUUACUUCCCGUUAGUCAAUGGAACUUUUUUGCUGACUCGGGUCUUGAUGAGCAACUGGUACUGUAAGUCCAAACAAAUCUUGUCGCUAGCUCUGGGAAACUCAUCUUCUACCCCUUCCUGGGAGUCCUGUUCUCCGAAACUCAUUUUUCUCUGUCAAACUGCCUUUCGAGGUUGCAUUGGAGAAGAUUCCUCACCCAGGUCCAAAAAGCCUCCCCGCCCUUUGGAUUUCAUCACUGGAGUCUGCUGAUAUUAUCACUUCUCCUUAACAUCAGAGGAAGUUUGACUUGAGGCUCACAGAAGAAGUAAUAGUUUCAGAACAACGGAACCAGGGCAUCAGAGGUGUCAGGACAGCUGAAUAAAAAAGAUGCUAAUGUUUGACCCAGUCCCUAUCAAACAAGAGGCCAUGGAACCUGUUUCAGUGUCAUACCCGUCCAAUUACAUGGACCAAAUAAAGCCAAACAAAUACAGCGUCAUUUAUUCUACGUCGAGCAUGUUGCACAAUAAAUUCUACUCAAAUGCCGAAGGACUAUCAAACGGGAUCCAACUGGAGCCAGUAGACCUUACGGUGAACAAGCGAAGCUCACCACCUUCAACUGGAAGUUCUCCUUCCCCUCUGAAAUUUCAGACUGUACAUAGGAGAGCUUCGCCUGGACUGGCUCUGUCCUCCCCCAGCUCACCUAUCAGUAAAUUCACACCGUCGCCCCCAGGAGUACAGCCUCUUUCCAUGCCGAUAACCAUCCCCCCCGUCAUGGCCGCUGCUCUGUCACGCCCCGGCCUGAGGAGCCCCGGACUGCUCCCAGUUAUCCAGCCUGUCGUGGUCCAGCCUGUCCCUUUCAUGUAUGCGCCUCACCUCCAGCAGCCGAUCAUGGUGUCCACGGUGCUUGCGGAUGAGAUGGAGAAUCCAAGCAGCAUGCAAGUGCCUGUCAUUGAGUCUUACGAGAAGCCUACACUGAAGAAAACAAUUAAAGUAGAACCAGGAAGUGAACCAUCCAAGACUGACUUCUAUCCUGAACAGAUGUCACCUCCAGUGAUGACCUCAUUGUCUCCCCAGCAAGUAAUGCUGCAAGAGAAUCACCCUUCAGUUAUAGUUCAGCCAGGAAAGAGACCUUUACCUGUGGAAUCUCCAGACACGCAAAGAAAACGCAGAAUACACCGAUGUGACUAUGAAGGCUGCAAUAAGGUCUACACUAAAAGCUCCCACCUGAAAGCUCAUAGAAGAACGCACACAGGUGAAAAACCAUACAAAUGCACUUGGGAGGGAUGCACGUGGAAGUUUGCUCGUUCUGAUGAACUAACACGGCAUUUCCGCAAGCAUACCGGAAUCAAACCUUUUCAGUGCCCAGACUGUGACCGUAGCUUUUCACGUUCGGACCAUCUUGCUCUUCACAGAAAACGCCACAUGCUUGUCUGAGUGUCUUCUGUCCCUGACUCCCAUCACACUUUUUUUUUUUACGUGUGCGUUUUAAUUUCGAUUCAGCUGGUCUGAAUCUCUGAGUUUAUACCAUUAAAAGCUUACAUAUGGUCAGUAAUAGAUGUUAUCUAACCCUUCUAUGUCCUUGCCACGGGUCAGACCUAAAGAAUGUGAACUUUUUUUUUUCCUGGGGAUGCUAAGCAAACCCUUUCAGCAGACAGUAUGUUUAAUGUAUUCCUUUGUGAAUAAGGGAACUUGUAAACUAACAACUUCUGUUGGUUUCUUCAUAUAAUCAACCCAGCAUAUACUGAUAAAGUAGUAAAUGUUAUUGAAUAUCCAGAAUGCUAGUCCUUGCCAGAGACUUUAUUUAUGUGCCCUGUAAAGGAUACACUCUCAUUUUAUGCUGAACAAUGCAAUGAACGGACUCUCCCAUCCUCAUUGGUUUCUGCAGUAUGGCUAAUACAACAGUUUUAGAAA